Acanthosepion pharaonis is the source of this 543-nucleotide messenger RNA. The record is from the annotation of a GenBank genome assembly. Lineage: Eukaryota; Metazoa; Mollusca; Cephalopoda; Sepiida; Sepiidae.
AUGCCAGAUAAGGCUCUCUCUCUCUCUCUCUCUCUCUCACACACACACACACACACACUAGCUCUCUCUCUCUCUCUCUCACUCUCACUUUCUCUCACUCUCUCUCACUCUCUCUCUCACUCUCACUUUCUCUCACUCUCACUCUCUCUCACUUUCUCACUCAAUCUCUCACUCGCUCUCUCUCUCACUCGCUCACUCUCACUCUCUCACUCGCUCUCUCGCUCUCUUUCUCACUCUCUCACUCGCUCUCUCGCUCUCUCUCUCACUCGCUCUCUCGCUCGCUCUCCCUCUCUCACUCUCUCUCUCACUCUCUCUCACUCUCACUCUCACUCGCUCUCUCUCUCACUCUCUCACUCACUCACUCGAUCUCUCUCUCACUCUCUAACUCUCUCACUCGCUCUCUCGCUCGCUCUCCCUCUCUCACUCUCUCUCUCACUCUCACUCGCUCUCUCUCACACUCUCACUCACUCUCUCACUCGAUCUCUCACUCGAUCUCUCUCUCACUCGCUCUCGCUCUCUCUCUCUCUCUCUCUGAAACUGUAA